UGAGUCAUGACUUUAAAACUUGAUAACACCAAGUGUAUACGUGUUUCCGCCGAGCUGACAUACAUGCGCAUUAAAAUAAAAACCUGUAUCGAGUUUAUGCUUAAAUUUGUGAAACUUAAAUCUAAAAGUCGUAGGAUUUUUGCGAAUAACAUGACCAUGUGAAUUAUUUGCAGGAUUUUAAGGCACCAUAACUGUUUGAUCAAUGUAAGACCUUGAUUUAAGUAGAAGUUUCUAGUAGAUGUACCAGAACUUCGACGAUUUGGUGCGCAAAAAAAUGACGAUCCACAUGUGAAGACAAUUUUAAACAACAUAAUGAAUUCCAUUCAUAUUCGCUGACUGUAUGAAAUGAUUCCAAAGCGUCCCUUUCUCGCCCAAUUCAAAAAGAGUGAAAGAAUAAUCACAACGCAACCACCAUGUGCGGAUUUACUGCCAGGAAGAUAAAUGUGUGAAUAUAAGUCGCAAAGCUAUGUUCAGUAAAACGAUUCAACAGUCAUGAAGUAUUGUGGAGUAUGUAUCAACUAAUAUCUUGUCCAUGAAAAAGUUGUUUUCAAAAUCAAUGAGAAGCGGAUUAUUUUGUGCGCUAAAUGGAUAUGUUUCAUAAGGAACCAUAUUCGUGUCAACAAUGUCGGACGUUUAUAUGCACUUGAAAAGUAGACGUUUCCACUUGAUGUCCCAGAUUUUCGUCGAUAUUAUCCUCACGAAAAGAAAAUCUACAUGUGGGAGCAUUGUUAACCAAAUAAAAUCAAAUAAUAUUACUUUUUGCGAUGUUUAAAUCACAUCGAACUUCCUAGCAUGCGUUUUUUAGCACAAGAAAAAACAAACUUAACCAACGGAUUUCAAUCCCGUUGGACAAUUGUGUGCUUAAAUAACAUGCAAUAUAAAGUGCAUUAGACAUGCCGAAGAAUCCAACAGUGAGUGAAUAUAUAGAGUGCCAAUUAGCUGAAGAAGUUUUAAUGGAAUAUGUGUAUUUGAAAUGGUGCAAUGAGGCUCGCAUUUUGUGCACGCAUAUGGAUAUGUUUCAUAUGGGUUGUGACUGGGGGCCUCGUUUUGAGGGUGUUUUGCAGACCAGUGGUUGUUGGCUGGGGGUUUUCAAGAGAAACUGAUGACUGCCUCCUUAAGUUUAGGAAACUAAAGACAAUGGCUCUGUCGAAGUUGUCAUCAAGCGAGCAAAUUAAUUGCGUAGCACUGACCUGGGCAGCAAAACAACAGAUUCGAAAAAUAUAUGCAUCGUGUUGCCGGGCACAAAGUUUGGUUGACAGGUUUUGCGACGCCUGUUACGACGUUUACAUACAAAUGAACGAGAUACCGGUGAGGAGUCAUUUGUACGAGCGUUGCAGGGACAUUUUUGAACGAUUCUUCAACAAUCUCCCUUCGGUCGAAUUUCAACAGGCUAUACGGUUUAUCGAAGACAUACGACACCGUCUUGCAGACAAUGAUAGGUGUCAACUUAUUCAGUUCUUUGAAAAGUGGUAUGAGCACUUCGGUAAACCAGACCUUUCAAGGCAGAUGUUCAAUGGAAUGUUCAAGUCCAACUUUUUCGACCUGGGAAUAGUUUCACUUCGAGUAAGACGUGAAACCCGAAGACGGGGAUGCCAACCAAUUCCACCAAGGCCUACACUUCCUACUUUUGCACUCGAUAGAGGGGUCAACCAUGGGGAAGGAUUUUUAUACAUUAUCUAUAGAGAUAUCAGUAAUAGCAAAUAUGUACUAGUGUAUGAACCUAUGUAUCAUGACUGGUCCAAGGUAUUUAAAAUUACAAUAUAUGAAACAAAUGCAAAUAUAAUUUAUCGCAACAAGGGGUGUGCACUCAGAGAAUGUAAAUAUAUGUGCACUGCUCGAAGCUUUUAUGUUGGAAACGCUACAUAUGUUUUCCUAAAAAUUUGUCAAUUGUAGUUUUUACAACAAAGAUGUUCGUAAUAAGGCAAAUUUAUAAUUAUAAAAUAAAAUUACUAUUUACCAAUACCUACUUAUUAGAACAUGCUUUUUUAAUGGACACAUCUUUGUUAUCCAUUAAAAAAUAAUUUAAGGGCAAAUUCAGGUGUUAUUGAGAGAGAACUAUUGGCAUACGUUCAAUGGUUAGCAAAAGAAGCAUCUUAUGCAAUACCUAACAUAUAUUUUACAUUUUAAAGACAUGUAAUUCUACAAAUUGUUAGAAUUGUAUGUUGUUUUUAUCCGUUAUUUACACUUAUUUUAUGCCCCCAGAUCAAGGAUCGGGGGUAUAUUUUUUUGCCUGUCUGUCUUUCUGUCAUUGUAUGUGUGUGCAUGUCUGUCCAAAACUUUAAGGUUGGUCAUACCUUUUGCAAUAUUAAAGAUAGCUACUUGAUAUUUGGCAUGCAUGUGUAUCUCAUGGAGCUGCACAUUUUGAGAGGUUGAAUGUCAAGGUCAUCCUUCCAGGUCAAAGGUCAAGAUCAAAGGACAAAUUUUGCAAUACUGAAAUUAGCAACUUGAUAUUUGGCAUGCAUGUGUAUCUAAUGGAGCUGCACAUUUUGAUUGCUGAAAGGUCGAUUGCAUCCUUCAAGGUCAAAGGUCAAAUAUAUGACUUCAAAGCGCAGUAGGGGGCAUUGUGUUUCAAAAACACAGCUUUUGUUUUUACAACAGAAUUUGUUCAGUUCUUCAUUACGAAGCAUAUUUAUCUCAUGUUUCUCUCAAAAACGAGAAUUGCAAAAACUCUCUGAAACCACAAUCCUACAAUAUUACAAUUAUGACUUAAUAUCAAGCACAUGUUACUAAAACCGCCAACAUCCCAAUGGUCAUUAUAUAAGUUUUUCAAGGAUUGGGCUAUAUUCAUCCUAUUAUGAAAGCAAAUGUCAAUCUACCAAUAACGAUGCACGUCAGUAUAGAUUGAUUUAAAGCAAAAUGGCUUUAUAUUAUAUUUCGUCUCUUAAAAUACUUGACCUUAAGUUACAUAUUUCGUGCUUUACAUGCUACUGUGGUCCUGUACACAAUUUAUUAAAAACAUGUAUUUACGGUUAAAACUGGCCUCGCGACAGUUAUCAUGUUGUUUAUUAUUUUCAUCGCAGAUAUCAGGAAAUUCAGAUAUGUUUUAUUGUAUAUAAAGCCAAGCAUGUUGUUUUAUAACGUGUUUUCAAAUGAUUUCAUUGAUUUGAAGGCUGCCAAACACAAUCUGGUAAUAUGGUUAAUAUGUACAUAUACAACACUUUUUUAAUGUUUGCAUAAUUUUGAUUUCUGUACUUCUAAGAAAUUUUGAACACGUUUUUCAAACUAAAAAAUGAUCUUCAAAUACAUUUGCAUGUAGAAAGUGGUCGAUGGCCCAAAUCUUUUCCCGAGGCAAAAUAAAGUGUAUCAGUAAUACAUAAAAAGAUAAAUUUCAGUUUGUUUAAGAGUGAAGGAUGUAGUUAGAAUUAAGAUGUUAGUAUAUACAGUUUUAUUACGGACACAGAUGUAACAUGCACACUUGUAUCAAAUUACCUUUAACAAACUAUGUGUUACAUAUAUAAAUAAUAUAUCCUAAGGGAUAGUAAAACUGUUGCCGUAUUGAUUUAGGUAUAAGAUAAACUCUCUUUAUAACUUAACUGUAAAAUUUGCAUUUAAAUGUCAUUAUAUACAUUGUCAUUGUUAUCUUUCCCAUGCAGGCUAUAUGACAAUCAUAUUUUCCGUUUAAUAAAUGUUUUGAUAAUUUGAAUCACAGCUAUUGUGUCAGAUUUACUCACCGAAGUUAUAACUGCUCUAUGCUUAAAUAGCAUUUUACAUAUGCUUUUGACCAUCGAUAGUUUUACGUUCAUAUGUAGUCUGUAUAGGACUUAAAGAAUUCUUGUAAAUCAAUAUCAAACGUUGUUAUCGCAAUGCAUUUUGUAUUGUGUAUUUGAUUGUUUACAUACGCCAUGUCAGAAUAUCCGUUUUAAUUAAACAUGUACUGUGACCAAAGUAUCAUGACUGCCAACAUAAUUUUUUUCGUACAGGUAGAAAACAAUGGCUUAAUGGUAUUCAUUUGUAUUUCAACAUGCGUGAGCUAUAAGUGAAAUAUAUGCAACAAGUACAGCUAACUAUAAGACCGUUAAAUAUAAAAAAACGCAUUAUUUUGCUAUCAAGUUUAAUUAAAUGACGUUCAUGCAUGUAUAAAUUGUUAUGUAUACCAAUAUCAUAAGCAUGUGUCUCGAUAAAAUCAAUUGUGUUACUUUGGGGUAGUACAAAGUAUUGUCAUAAUGUUAUAUUUUUUAUCUGUAGAAGUUUUACUACAUGUUAUACCUUCUUAUAUUAAUUUCAAUUGAUCGUAAGUAUACACAUUUAUAUACAGAUAUAAUUUUGAUAGUUAUUUGUCAAAUAAUGUCUUCGUUAAAUGUAUGAUAUAUGAAGUAUAAUGAUCCAAUAUUUACUAUUACAGAUAUGUCUUGUUGUAAUGCAACGUAUUAUAACGUUCGAUAAUCAUCAAAUAUUUACUGUGUAAACACUGUGCGCUUACUUUGAUUACGUUUGGCGUUUGGCCUCCUUAACGUCUUUUUUACUCAAUUUAACAAAGAUACAAUAAGAAAAACGACAAUCUUUUUGUCUUAGACACCAAUGCAAUCAGCAUUAAUACUUAGUAUUAACAUCUUAUAGUGGUUCACAACAUUUUUUUUUCAAAUCAGGUCAAGUGGUUUUAUACGUGUUAAUAUUUAUUUUAUUUUUUUAGCAAACUAACUUUCGUUUUCUAGUUUGUGUACAGAUACCCGUGCGAUUAGCGAUUGUUUUUAAUUCUAAAAAAAUACCAUCGGCGUUUGUUCAUAAAUAAUAUCAUCACGCAUGGUAGCGUGAGAUACAAAAUGUCAACAUACUUUUAACUAAAAUCGAUAUAUUAAUUUCUUGAAUAAUGUUAUAAUUUGACGCGUAAUUUCAAAUCUAGUAUAUCAGACCGAGCAUAUUACGUUACCUAUAAAUUAAGGCCGACAAAAUAUAAUACCAAACAAGCACCAAAUGUAACAACAUUUUUUCCACAAUGUAUACUUGUGUAAAUACUGUACAUAUUAUAAAUACUAUAAAUUCUGUAAGUAUGCGAGAUGCGUAUGUGGCGAUAUGUUUUUAGUUGUACGAUUUGGACAUUUAAUGAUUCCUUUAUCGAAUAUCUAAGUAUACAUGUGUGAUACAUUUUGUACUUUUUUGUUUGCAUAUUUACUUUAUCUUUUUUCAGAGACAAAUGUAGCAUUGAACAAACUUUAGUACUUUUAGCGAUUGAUGUUUUGUUUCGCAAAAAUAACGAACGGCGUGUUUUCAUAAAUAAUAUUGUCACGUAUGGUAAUACAAACUGCCAAAAAAAAAUUAACAAUAAGGCAUAUAUUCAUUUCUUGAAUAAUGUUAUGUUCUUGUGUAAUCGUUUCAAAUGUAGUACAUCAUACCUAUAAUUGUACGUUAUCUAUAAGAGUCGACAAUAUACACUAGAAAACACGCAACAAAUAAAAUAACAGUUUCUCCAUAUAUUUGGAGAUACUAUAAAUCUUGUACAUAUUGUAAAUAUUGUAAAUAUGAAGUAUGCGAAGUUCGUUUGUCGUGAUAUUUGUUUAGUUUUACGAGCUGACAUGUUAAUAUCUUUUUAUCGCAUAUCUAGGUGUACAUUUGUGUUACAUUUUGAUCGUUUUUGUUUUUCAUAUAUACCCUUUUUUCUUAAGAGACAAAGUAGUGAUUGACCAAAAUUUAAGAGUUUAAUGAAAAAAUACUUUCGGUCAAAAAGUUGAUUACAAUAAUUAAUUAAAUAAAAUGAUUAAUUUAUAAUUCUAUUGUAUAAUGCUUUAGUGUAACACCUUUAUUAUUUGUUUCUGAAACAAAUUUACAACAGUAAAGAUAAAGAUUUUAAGUGUUAAGUAUACAAUGAUUACAUUGUUAAAUUGUUAAACGGUGUAUGCGACGAUUUGUACAAAUAUAAUGCCUUUGUGUGUAUAUACAUUUUGUUGAGUGUUUAUUAUAUAUCAUAAUUGACAUGAAAAUAGAACUGAUUCACCCAUAUGAUGUUCAAAGAUUUCAACUUAAUUUAAUACUCUUUAAACAAAACAAAAUUCUCAAAAUUUCGACAUUGCGGGUUUUUGUUGAUGUAAUUGUAAAUUGAAACACCGAAAUAUUUACUAUGAAUGUUUGUGGUGUGGAAAUUAUUUUUCGAAACAUAGAGUAUAAUAAAUACUCAAACACCUUCAUACUUCUUCUAUUGAAACAUUUUUAGUAUUAUUAUCGUGACGUUUUUAAUUGUACAGCUUUGCAAACUUUUUAGAGUAUAUAUUGUCAAUAUAAUACGCUGUGAGUUUUGUUUGAAGCAAUUAUGUGUGGAAUUUAAUGGAUUCAAACAAACAGCUUUAUUUAAGUUCAUUGGACCUGGUUAAAGAGACUGUAGUACAUGCUUUUCCUAUUCUGUUUAUUGUAAAAAAUGUGCGAGUGUUUUUAAAUAAAUAUAUAGCAGUAA
Dreissena polymorpha is the source of this 6382-nucleotide messenger RNA. RefSeq lists its product as uncharacterized. Lineage: Eukaryota; Metazoa; Mollusca; Bivalvia; Myida; Dreissenidae. The record is from RefSeq and is a predicted model, not a curated record. The coding region runs from base 982 to 1893 and encodes 303 amino acids. The transcript has 7 exons.